CACAGCGAAAUAACCUCUUCCCACGUAAUCCGCUGCUCACAUCGGCCGCCGCGCUGUAGCUCCCAUUUGAGCCUCCGGCGCGAGGACCCGCCCAAAGCUCUCGCCGGAGCAACCGCGUGUCUCCGGUCCACCGCUGCAUCAACCGCCUGAACUAGAGAGAUACAUCACCACCAACGGGCUGCUUGAGUCGUAGACAAUAUGCAUCCCCCUCUAACAUUGCACCGUCAUCCAAUGUGUGCUGAAAUAAUUGAACAGUUUCAACAGUGUCACUUAGACCAUCCCCUUGCAAAAUUUUUCGGCGAAUGUACCGACCUAAAAAUAAAGCUCGAUCGCUGUUUUCGGGCAGAGAAAGCCGUGAAACGAAAGGUGAACUUUGAAGAGAGCAAGAAACUGAGAGAGAGGCUGCAAGCUUAUAGAAAGGAAACGGCUGAGACAAGUCAAUGAACAGAGAUACUCUGCAAGAUUAGUCCUUAGUAAUGGAGUGACUUCUAAUUUGAAUCAGAAUAUUGUACAAUUGAGGGAGUUUGAUUUUUGAGAAUUUUGCGCCAGAGAAAUUUGUAACAGCAUAUUCUUCUCUGUAGAUUCCUGGAAAAAUAAAAGAAGCUUCAACACCAUAAACACGAAAUUUGUAGGGAAACUUUUGCAUGGAAAAAGAGAGCUCUGGAAGCUACAGUGGGGCAAAUCUUCAGGAUGUUCCUACAUGUAGUACUAGGCAUGCUGAAUUGAAGAACAUUUACGGAAUAAUGUCAACAUGAUUAUGAAAGUUUGAAACCAAAA
Rhodamnia argentea is the source of this 777-nucleotide messenger RNA. Its product is annotated as COX assembly mitochondrial protein 2 homolog. The transcript has 4 exons. NCBI's taxonomy places the organism in Eukaryota, Viridiplantae, Streptophyta, Magnoliopsida, Myrtales, Myrtaceae. Gene Ontology annotation, cellular component: mitochondrion. Bases 199 to 444 code for a protein of 81 amino acids. The record is from RefSeq and is a predicted model, not a curated record.